Cylindrotheca closterium is the source of this 3291-nucleotide messenger RNA. The record is from the annotation of a GenBank genome assembly. Lineage: Eukaryota; Bacillariophyta; Bacillariophyceae; Bacillariales; Bacillariaceae.
AUGUUGAAACGAGGUAGCAAAAAGCAAGAGAGAACUUUGCUGAAUUCGAGUCCAUUGUUGUCAGAGUCCUUCGAACGAGUCCCUGAAAGUGCGAAACAAAGCAAGAAAUCAUGGAAGCUCUUUGGCAGCAGCAGCAAACCAAAGAAUGGUUCCGGCAAAAACGCAAGACAAACUUCCUAUGACUAUGAUUAUGGUGAUGAUGAUUAUUACUAUAAAGAUGAUGAGGAUGCCAUGAAGGCAUGGGAACCAGCUCCCUCCUUUUUGCCCUUUCCAAGUCAAGUGGAAGAUGAUGAGGAAAAUUCACCAGAACAGCAACCGCGAAUGCGAAUUACCGACAAUGAGACAACUACGAGAACGCUAGCGGAUCAUGCCAAACAACAGCAACGACAACAGCAACAGCCAGAAGAAGAAGUUGAAGAUUUAUUUCAGCAUAGACAACCACAACAACUGCUAACUCCACAAAGCGAGUCCCAAACUCCAACUGCAGUAGUGAAGCAACAGACGUCGGCACCACCUUCCAGGCCACCGCCCUCUCCUACGAAAAGGCAGCCACAAUCUGUGCCACGGCAACAGGCCACCAAACCCCGAUCUCCGAAAAAGACCUCUCCCAAUCGCAAUACGAACCUUCCGCUCCCUGUAGCUCCGACCUAUUUGCAAACCACCAAGGCUGUCUUGGCGAGACCAUUUGGUCGGGAAUCCUUGUUAGUGAAGGACUGUAGGUGGAUCGUCCAAGUAUCGGCCGCCGAAUGGGCUGACGAUACAUGGAUGUAUCGGGUGACGGUGCAAGAGCGACAGGGCGAUACCGUUCAGCUACAAGAUUAUGGAUUUUGCCUGAGGAGUCUAUCAGAUUUUGGUUGGCUCGAACAAGCCUUGAGCAUUGAAUAUCAAGGGGCACUCUUGCUGCCGUCCCUUUCGAUAUCCUUGGGGAUUCCUCACGACAUUGUGUCGUCGCCACAGCCACCCGAAGUCGAAUCACGAGCACUUGCUGGAUGGUUGAGUGAUGUGCUGAAUGGCAUUCGAGGACAAGGAGAAUUGAUUCUGUCUACGGAAAAGAUUAAUUUGAUUGAUUCGGAAUCCCUGGAAGCCUUUUUGUAUCGACAGGAACUGGUGGGAUUUGAUGAGUAUGCUCACAUGGAACAUACACCCAGAUCACAGCAAAAUUCUUCCCAUGUUCUUUCUCCUGAUGGAAGGUUAGAAAUGACCCCGCUAUCAAAUGAAGGAGACUCGAAUGACCAGUUACAAAACAAUCCUUUCUGGGAUUUAUUAUUCUGUGGGGCAUCCAACUCGUACGAUCCGUCGGAUGAUCUACCGCCGUCGCCAUCGAGAGCCAAGAUGUUCCGAAAGUCCAACGUAUCAUCGAAGGCACUUGGGGACUCGAGGACAUUUCAAUUACAAAACUCGUUUGUGGAGUCAUCGCCUACCUUUGAUUUGUCAAGUUCGCCUCUCGCUCGACAUUUGUCACUGCUUCAAGCCGAGCGAGAUUUGGUUUGGGCAUGGCGAGCAAGAGCUUUGGGAAGCAUGGAAUUGCUUGGAAAAUUAAAGGAGCAGGAAAAGAAUGUCGGAGCUGCCUGGAAACGAUUUGCCAUUACGGUAUCUAAUCUCUUUACCUAUGAAAAGGAAAUGGAAUUCGUUAAACUCGGAGACGCCAAGCGAACUAAACUUCAAAGCCCCUACCGCAAGUUGCACAGCUCCACAGUGGAUGAAUGCCUGCGGGUCCUAACCAAUACCAAAAUGGAUCGGUCAAUAGCUGGUCUCGAUGUGCUGGAGGCCAUGUUGAAUGCUUACAUUGGAGAUCUCAGUUCUGUCCAUCCAUCCUUUGAAUCAUACUUGGAGAGUCUUCACAACGUGUCCAUGAUAUCUCAUGAAAUGAUGGAGCAACGGCUUGCAAACAAGCAAGUGGUCGAAGAAAAGAAGUCGCAAGAACCAAACGACGCGUCGGUCCAAAAGUUUCUAACGAAUGAACGGUUAUUUGCCGAAUCUCUAACAACGCUGUGCUGCACAGCUCCGUUGCGAACGUCUCGGAUGGCACACAAGUAUAUUGAAAAGGAACACGAGAAAGCCCAAUCUGUAGCAAAGACUGCGGAUGGAAUGGUCAGCAAAAUCUCAGUUUUCCCCAAGGAGACGCUCGCCAAAGUCAUUACUCGACAUGGCAGGGAAGAACAGGAAGAUAGGACGACUGAAAUGACAUUGGUCCAACGUAUUGUGGGCAUUGGCAAUAACAAGAAAUUUGUGCCGCCUGACCAGAACACGCAAGAGGUGGAGAAGGGCGUAGAAUUGAGCAAAGAAGAUCAAAACGAAGCGGCCCAGCGUGCCGCGAAACGAGACAAUGCUCUUCGAAUGUGUCGGGAACGAAUGGGGCGAUGGGAUUCCAAGGUCGCAAUGGCUAUUAUGGAAGCUGUGGGCGUUGGUGAUGCGAAUGUCAGAGUGGAAGAAACCACUCGGGAGCUUCGAUUGGUCCGAAAAUUUGCAAUUGGAUUACGGGAACAUAUGCAACGAUGUGUGGAAGCCUUGGAGACCUUGAAAAGUAGUAUGGAGGCUACCAAUGGAAAAGAAGUCAAGCAGCAUUUUGUAACCGAACUUCAGAAUGUACUUUCGACCAUGUUCAUGCCUUCGGACAUCAACGCUGCGCCAAAAAUACCAUUCGACCUAUUGAGGAAGCAUGGAAUUGCACUGGACGAUCCAUUGGGUUGGCUUCAAGCGUCAGGUAGAACUUGCGGAGGUGAGAUUGCCAACUACAUGAAUACGCGGGAGUCUGGAACGGAUUGGUUGAUCAAUACUCUCGGCGAAUUGCUAAAAGACUACAACGAACGAGUGGAAUCAAUCGAGUCCUUUGUGUACAUGGAGUGUGUUGGAAUUCAGCUCGAGAAGCACUUUUCACAGCAUCGCGCUACAGCUCUGGCUGCCUUUGAAAAGAAGACGGACAUUACGUCUGCGAUUAAUAUUGCUACGCGCAAGCGUUUGCCUCAAUUGGUGAAAGACUUGCAAGUAAAGUUGGAAACCGUUGGAGCAGAUGUAUCUCACACAACGGUGAAGGAGGCAAAGGAGGCUCACUUGGAAUCCAAAACACUAAAACAAGAAUUGAGUGUAUUGAGCAUGAGGAGGCUAACAAGAUCGAAGGAAAUUUCGACGGAGCGAGUUAUUGCUUUGAUGACCAUUUGGUCAAAGGAAGAAGAGAGUUCGUCGCGUGAAGCGAAGAUUGCUCUGAAGAACUUUGCCCAAUCUUUGGAAUACCGCAUUGGAGAAGACGAUUUGAAGCAAUAUUUGGAGGCAUCUCCUUCACCGGCAAGAUAA